Messenger RNA from Oryzias latipes (Japanese medaka), 985 nucleotides. It is a transcript of the gene sys1, whose product is annotated as SYS1 golgi trafficking protein. NCBI's taxonomy places the organism in Eukaryota, Metazoa, Chordata, Actinopteri, Beloniformes, Adrianichthyidae. Gene Ontology annotation, biological process: Golgi to plasma membrane protein transport; Golgi to endosome transport; protein localization to Golgi apparatus. The record is from RefSeq and is a predicted model, not a curated record. Gene Ontology annotation, cellular component: trans-Golgi network; Golgi membrane.
CGAAACACGUCAAAGAGUGUGACGUCUACGUUUAUAGAAAGCUUUUAGCUAGCCUACGAAUGUUUUCACUUUGUUUUUAAGGGCGUUAAGAAGGCACGAAACGGAAAGAAAGAGCCUGGAUCUAUAUAUAUAUAUAUAAAUUUUGUAACAAAAAAUAAUAAUAAACCAAAAUACCAAUAGGUCCGUCAUUCAGAUCUUGAGAUCGUGCAUAGACCCCUGUGCAUGGGCCAACUGGUGCCGCUUGAGAUCAGCUGGUUGCAUCCGUUGGGCUUGGAUGUGUAAACUUCAUCACAAAUGGCCAGCAACUUUCGGAGCUACAUCUGGGACCCAGUCCUCAUCAUCUGUCAGAUUGUGUUGAUGCAGUGCAUCUACUACAGCUUUUUGGGCCUGUGGCUUGCUGGAGUAGACAGCCUUGUUCACAGUAGUCGGUCACUCGAUCAGAUCUUCAGUUAUGAGAUCCUUGGUUUUGCAACUAUACUAGGCAGGCUUUCAAUGAUGGCUUUCGUCUUGAACUCUCUUACCUGCGCUCUCGGUCUUUGGUUUUUUAUCCGACGUGGGAAACAGUGUCUGGAUUUCACGGUCACUGUACACUUUUUCCACAUGAUCGGCUGCUGGAUUUAUAACGCCCAUCUUCCAUCGACCUUGUCCUGGUGGCUGGUGAAUGUCGCCUGCAUGGCGUUGAUGGCUGUGAUUGGAGAGUACCUGUGCAUGCAGACUGAGCUCAGAGCCAUUCCUGUUAACAGUGGACCAAAAUCCAACCUGUAACCUUUCUUUCACACAAUCCCAAAGGUCUGUGGGUUGUUUUAACCAUGAGGACUUUUCAAGGACAGUUUCCACAUUUGGUAAACAAAGAACUUCCUUCAGCACUUAUAUUGGGUUAUCAUGUUUUUGUGUCAAGUUACUUUUAGAUUAAGUGCUGCUUAUGAUAAAUUGUCAGUAUUAUGUGUGUAUCAAAAUAAAUGACUUGUUUGAUGCUGUUUCAAGA